CUUCUGGAUCGCAAUCGCUCAGCGGCCCUGUCCUUGCCCCUGCAGCUCCAUCUCCAGCAUGGACGACCUUCACGAUCCGCUCGAGGCCCCGCCAACCUCAAUCAACCCCGCAACGCCAUACUACAACCCAACGACGCCCUAUUUCAAUCCAACGACACCGUCGUCCAGCUAUUUGGUGUCCAACAAUCCCAACACGCCGUUUGCCCAUCCGAGCGCCGGCCAUCCAACACCCGGCUCUGGAGGACUGGUCGUCUUGCCGACCGGAGACGGCUCUGCGGCUGCUCAGCCGACCGCUUCGUCGGCGGCGAUCCGAUCCCGCAAUAUCUUUGGAGGGGCCUCGCAGCCACUCGCGCCAUCCUCUGCCGAUGCCGAUGCUUCGGGCUUGGCCACGCUCGCCAGCACAGCCGCGGCCGAUUCUUCCCUGCUGGAUUUUGACUUUAUCAAUCUAUUGACCGAGAGCCUGGAUCAACUCACUCGACCCGGAUCCGAGUCCGAUGCAAGAGACGUUGGUCGCAAGAUUGCCGCCCUGAACGACAAGCUACUCAAGACACACCAUCGGAUCCUCGAGCUCGACGGCAUCGAUCUGAACCUCUCGCAGCAAGCUGACCAGAUCGAGCGACUCGAACGGGUCCUCGCGAAACGAGAGAAGCAAGUCGAGGUUUAUCUGAAUCUGCCGAUAUUCUCCAAGAUCUCGUGAGGCCUGGACGGCCUGGAUGGCAUGGCUGGCGCUUGCCUGAAUGCACGACGUCGUCGCCAUUUGGAUUGGAUCCAGCGCGACCUCACCGGACGCCGUGCCCUGCUGCUAGUUCAAGUCUUUCCAACGACCCAGCUGCACCACACAGCUAUCGAUAUCGCCACUCGAGAGGGAGAGGGAGUUGGAAUGGCUGCCGAUGCCGCAACGCCAAAACAAACGACUCUCCAGGGCACCGCAAAGCAGAUGAGCGAGCGGAUUCUCAAGAGGGCGAAUGUGCGCCUCAUUUGCGAUGCACACCCCAGAGAAUCUAUCCAUCCCAUCCAUCAAGCGAGACUUGCUGAGCACUCAAGACAGGGCCACCCACACCCCGUACUGACGCCCUGAUCGCAUCACAUCAAUACACGUUAUGUCCAUCUCUCACAGCA
This is a messenger RNA of Polychytrium aggregatum, 1119 nucleotides long. RefSeq lists its product as uncharacterized. Gene Ontology annotation, biological process: regulation of transcription by RNA polymerase II. Gene Ontology annotation, cellular component: mediator complex. Gene Ontology annotation, molecular function: transcription coregulator activity. Lineage: Eukaryota; Fungi; Chytridiomycota; Chytridiomycetes; Polychytriales. The transcript has 3 exons. The coding region runs from base 59 to 697 and encodes 212 amino acids. The record is from RefSeq and is a predicted model, not a curated record.